Molecule: messenger RNA, 508 nt
Organism: Condylostylus longicornis
Lineage: Eukaryota; Metazoa; Arthropoda; Insecta; Diptera; Dolichopodidae
Gene: RpL31
Product: 60S ribosomal protein L31
Exons: 3
Coding region: 99-473 (124 amino acids)
Biological process (GO): cytoplasmic translation
Cellular component (GO): cytosolic large ribosomal subunit; ribosome
Molecular function (GO): structural constituent of ribosome
Source: RefSeq, a predicted model, not a curated record
UUAUAUUGACAUUGACAAUUCAAUGAAUGAAAUAUUUUACAUGUCUUCCUUUUUUGUCAAACUUGUACUCUGAAAAGAUUCAAGUAUAAAACAACCCAAUGGCUAAAAUAAAAGUGGAAAAAAGAAACAAGUCAGCUAUCAACGAAGUUGUGACGCGUGAAUGUACAAUUCAUUUAUCUAAAAGAGUGCACAAUGUCGGUUUCAAAAAGCGUGCACCCAGAGCUAUUAAAGAGAUUAGAAAGUUUGCUGAAAGAGAGAUGGGAACUGUAGAUGUAAGAAUAGAUACCCGUUUAAAUAAACACAUUUGGUCAAAGGGUAUUAGGAGUACACCUUUCCGUGUUCGUGUACGCCUUGCACGUAGAAGAAAUGAUGAUGAGGAUUCACCCAAUAAAUUAUAUACUUUGGUUACAUAUGUACCGGUUUCUACAUUUAAGGGACUUCAAACUGAAAAUGUAGAGUCAAAUGAUGAUUAAAGUGAAAAAUAAAAGAAAUGAGUGAAUAAAAGUUU